Molecule: messenger RNA, 927 nt
Organism: Danaus chrysippus (African queen)
Lineage: Eukaryota; Metazoa; Arthropoda; Insecta; Lepidoptera; Nymphalidae
Source: the annotation of a GenBank genome assembly
AUGUCUACAUCAUCGAGUGAUUAUGAUUACGGUCUUUACAACGGCCACAUGCAGCCUUACUCACACAUACAGCCUUUGUAUCCGGGAUUGGAACAUCCGCUGGUUUACUACGCUCAAGUUGAACAUGUGCCUCUAAGUAAAACAGAAUCCGCUACGAAUAAGCAGGAAUUAAAGGGAUUCGCUACUUGGUUGGACGAAAAAUACGAGGAGUAUCUGCGAAGUAACCAACUCAUGAAGCCAAACGAUGUUAAAAUCAAUGACCCCGUUGACAAAUGUAAUCGCUCAAACACUACAAUAACUAUAGAUAUAAACACACCAUCCACGCUUAAAUCAAAAUCCGAGAGCAUACUUUAUAUUCUAAAUGAAAAAGAAAUUUAUGUUGUUCCAUCAGAUGAAAAAAGGAAGCUCGAUGAAAUGAUCCAGAUAGUUGACGAAAUGAAUUUAAAAAAAGGACAACCAAAAACGAAGAAAAGUCCCCAAAAUGAUAUAUCUUGUCAAUGUUCGGAUCUCUUAUUAGAGAAAGUCAAUGCGUCGAGUCAAUUUUCACAAACUAACGUCAAACCGAACCUCUGUGGAUGUGUUGAAACUAAGGUUUCUGAUCAACGAAUAAUUACGGUUGCAAAAUGUCCUUGUACUGAAUCUAACACGAAGUUGAAGAACAUUCCAAAGGAAGAGUCAAAAAUAUUUCUACAAAAAGUCGAUUCGAGUACAGUCUCCAAAAAGAGCGUGGCAGUGCCUGAUGCAAAUACAAACGUGGAGCCUCGGAAAUCAAGUUUCUCGUCUAAAACAAACAUUGAGAAAAAAGAGCCUCCGUUUACAGUUGUCAAAGUUGCUCAAACCUCCGAUCACGCUAUAAAUCUCGAUGAAGCCAUACACCAAGGAUGUCCGAUAUUCUUAAGAAUUAUAUGUACUGACAAAUUACGUUAA